UUAACUGUUAAUAACAAAAUACAAAAUUUGAGUGAGAAUUAAAAGGCGCUUUUUAGCGCAUUUUUGUGCAUUGAAACAGAAGCAGUGCAAUUGAUUAGAAAGUAAAAAUUGAUUUUUAACCAGUGACCAAGUGCCAACCAGCAAACAACAAAAUGGUGCAAAAAUUCCAAUCGCCUGUGCGCGUCUACAAAUAUCCCUUUGAGCUCGUUAUGAAGGCUUACGAGCGACGCUUUCCGAUAUGCCCCCAGAUGCCCAUUGUGCUGGAUUGCGAGGUCAUCAAGGACGAGUGCCUGGAGAAUGGGGCCAAAAGGAAUACAAGUCGUCGCUGCAAGCUGGCCGUCGAUGCGCCCUACAUCUUCAAGAAACUGAUUGGCGUCGACUAUGUGUUCUUUCUGCAGCACAACUUCUUGGACAUGUCCAAUCGAACGCUGAGCAUCGAGGCGGUCAACGAGAGCUUCUCGUCGCGCAUUGAGAUCUUUGAGCGUUGCCGCUACUAUGUCCAUCCGGACAAUGCCGAAUGGACAUGCUUCGAUCAGACCGCAACGCUCGAUAUUAAGAAUUUUUUCGGGUUCGAGCAUUCCAUGGAGAAAAUGGGCAUGAAACAAUACACACAAACGACGCUCAAGGGCAAGGAGAUUAUUGAGUUUUUCAUCCGACAGCUGGAGGAUGAGGGCGUUACGCAUGUGGAACGCUGGAUGCCGCCACUGGAUGCACCCAAAUCGCCUACCACAGAACAACAUCAUGAUAUACUGCUUGAUGGUGAUUUUAUAGCACGCAAUUUGGGUCAACUAUCGCCCAUGCAGGAGUCCAAGCUGUUGGAGCUGCGAAAAAUGCUCGAUGGUGUCGAUGAUCUGGAGCGUAUGCCCAGUUAUCAGACCAUCUUGCGUUUCUUGUCAGCACGCGAUUGGCACGUCAGCCAGGCCUAUUCAAUGCUCUGUGAUUCACUCAAAUGGCGCCGUGAACAUCGCAUCGAUUCACUGCUCAAGGAAUACAGCAAGCCAGCCGUUGUUGUCGAACAUUUUCCGGGUGGCUGGCAUCAUCAUGACAAGGAUGGCCGACCCAUCUAUAUACUGCGACUGGGCCACAUGGAUGUCAAGGGUCUGCUCAAGUCCCUUGGCAUGGAGGACUUACUCAGAUUGGCUUUGCAUAUUUGUGAGGAGGGCAUACAGAAGAUUAAUGAGUCUGCCGAGCGUUUGGAUAAGCCAGUGCUAAACUGGUCGCUUCUGGUCGAUCUGGAGGGUCUAUCCAUGCGACACUUAUGGCGUCCCGGCAUUAAGGCCUUGCUCUACAUCACCGAAACCGUUGAGCGCAACUAUCCGGAGACAAUGGGCCGUGUUUUGGUCGUACGUGCUCCACGAGUAUUUCCUAUUGCCUGGACAAUUGUUAGCGCUUUCAUAGAUGAGCAUACACGCUCCAAGUUCUUGUUCUAUGGCCCAGACUGUGAGCACAUGCGGGACGGACUCGCUCAGUACAUUGAUGAGGAAAUUGUGCCAGAUUUUCUUGGUGGCCCAUGCAAGACCAUGAUACACGAAGGAGGCCUUGUGCCCAAAUCACUGUAUAAGAUGAACUCACUGGAGGAUCAUGAUGAUGAGACGCCCGUUGCGUCACGUGCUGCCUCCGCCAGCGUUGUCGAUGCGAGCAACGAGGGCAAGCGAUUGUCUGCUGCACAUCAGCAUAAUCAUAAGAAUCUCUACAAGACCAUUGAGCUAAAGCCUGGUUUUACACACGAGCUCCUCAUACGCAAUACGGAUCCAAAGAGUGUGCUCACCUGGGACUUUGAUGUUAUGCGCAAUGAUAUGCAUUUUACGCUCUAUCGCUUCACCGAAGAUCUGCCCGAGAAAAGUGAUGCGGCUGUUUCCUAUUUUGAUCUGCAGGACUUUGUGGAGGGCGCCAAUUACUUCAGAGAGGAACCAACGCUCAUUUGCCGACACAAGGAGAGUGUUCAGGGCUCGCAUGUUAUGCAUCACAACGACAGCUAUUUAAUGCACUGGUUCAGUCCUUCGGGUGCGCAUUUAAAUAUCUUCUACGAAGUGCUCAGCUCGGUUAACUACAAGGGCUCGAUGACCAGCCUACAGUCGGCCUUCUCAUCGAACUCAUCGGCGGCCAGCUCCUGCCAGAGUCGAUGAUAUGAGUCGAAUAAGCAGAGCGACGUUGAGAGGCAGGCCACAACGUCGCCCUGCGCACACGGCGUGGAUAUGGAUCAGGUUGGGUUGGAUUUGCUGUCGGGCACACUCAUGGAGAAGAGCUUGAAUCUAUUCGAUACACCGGAUAUAUUUCUUUAAGCUCGUUAUUUGCAAUCUCGUUUAGUAAAAAGUAUAGUUCGAUUUUAAUUUUAUUUUGUUUAGCACAAUUUUGCCGUUUACUUUUGUCGAAUUAUCGGUUUAUU
This is a messenger RNA of Drosophila grimshawi, 2386 nucleotides long. It is a transcript of the gene retm, whose product is annotated as protein real-time. Lineage: Eukaryota; Metazoa; Arthropoda; Insecta; Diptera; Drosophilidae. Bases 153 to 2126 code for a protein of 657 amino acids. The transcript has 6 exons. Gene Ontology annotation, cellular component: cytoplasm. The record is from RefSeq and is a predicted model, not a curated record.